Messenger RNA from Sipha flava (yellow sugarcane aphid), 3512 nucleotides. Its product is annotated as glutamate receptor ionotropic, kainate 2-like. NCBI's taxonomy places the organism in Eukaryota, Metazoa, Arthropoda, Insecta, Hemiptera, Aphididae. The record is from RefSeq and is a predicted model, not a curated record. The transcript has 17 exons. Gene Ontology annotation, cellular component: postsynaptic membrane; plasma membrane. The coding region runs from base 567 to 3419 and encodes 950 amino acids. Gene Ontology annotation, biological process: synaptic transmission, glutamatergic; modulation of chemical synaptic transmission; monoatomic ion transport. Gene Ontology annotation, molecular function: transmitter-gated monoatomic ion channel activity involved in regulation of postsynaptic membrane potential; glutamate-gated receptor activity.
UUUUUUGGCCCUGGGGGGGGUUUUGAACCCGGGACCCCCCCCCUCCGUAUGUACGCCACUGGUCUCACGUACAACCACAUUAUAAAUGUACUAGAAUAAUUAUAAUAAUAUUAUGGCAUGCUGUGUUUAUUGAAUAAAAUAAUAUUAAAGCGUUUUCCGAUUUCGUGAAUAAUCUUCGGUUUAGAUAGCCAAUAAUGUACGCAACGAUCACAACGUACUCGAUGAACGGCUAUUAUUUUAAUCCGAAACUCGACGGCGGUGCGCAUGACCGUUGGACCGGUGCCCGAGAACCGUCAAAACUUAGAGUAUCUCUAAUGAAUAGGAAAUAGAAUCGUGCGCAUUUGUGUGCGUGUGUGCGUGUGUGUGUAUGUGUGUGUACAAGCAUGUGUAUGAAUGGUAUAUAUAAGUGUGCGUACAAGUGUAUAUAUAAAAGUGUGUGCGAGUGCACUCGUUCGCGGCGACGGACGUCUAAAAUUAUCGCCUCGCGUGUCCCUGGCUUUUUCGCUGGAGUGUAGGAGGAAGAGAUUAUUUUUCACUUCAGUGUGCUUCCGACUGCCGCAGAGGAAAUGACGUGCGACCGUACGUUCGUAACCGUCACGCUGCUGCUGGCGACCGCGGCGGCGGCGGUCACCGGCGACGACGAGAUCUCACCGACGACGACGGUCAACCAACCCGGGCCAGCCAGCAAAGUCGUGAAAAUCGUCGCGCUGUUCCACGAGAACGACGAUUCCGUCAAUCAGCUGGCGUACAACGUGAGCACGAGAAUCGUGAACAUCAUGGACACGGUGUUGCCCAAGAACAAAAUCGUCCAAAGGUCCGAGUACGUCGUCAACGACAUGUACAACGUGACGCGUAUCGUUUGCGAAUCCAUGAAGCUGGGCAUCGCUGCGUUCAUCGGCGGCACGGACGACGAAGAAAUAGAGAACGUGAUCCGGUCGAUGAGCAGCCGCGCGCAGAUACCGUUCAUCGAGACGCACUGGAAAACGUCCGACCGGCCACCCGACGAGUACGCUGUCAAUCUCUAUCCGGACCCGUCGCUGUUGUCCAAGGCCAUACGAGACAUUAUACUCGACAUGGACUGGGAGUCGUUUACGGUCAUCUACGAGAGCCCGAUGAGUCUGAUCCGACUCAAAGACCUGUUGAUGCACUUCGAUUACGGGCAAAGGGCACCAGGAAAAGCGAUCAGAAUCAUUCAGAUGUCACCAGUGGAAGAUUUUCGACCGAUGUUCAAGGAAUUAAAGUCGUUUGGGGAAAAACACAUCAUUUUGGACUACGGGAUCGAGCACAUCGUGCACAUACUGGAGCAAGCGGACGAAGUGCAUUUCAUGGGAGAUUACCAGAGCUUCGUCAUCACGAAUCUGGAUGCUCACACGUUAACUUUCGAAGAGUUCCACAAGUCGAUGGCCAACAUAACGUUAAUCCGAUUGAUCGAUCCGGAAAGUCAGCACGUCAGAAACGCCGUCGACGAAAUAGUGUUCAACGAACAGAAAAACGGUAGGAUCAGUGUUUUGACGCCGAACACGUUGAAAACGAAAACAGCGUUGAUAUACGACGCGGUCAACUUUUUCGCCGCUUCGCUUCACGGUUUGGUGGCUACGCAAACAAUGGGCCCGACGAGGAUCUCGUGCGAUGAUAUUAAACCGUGGGUGCACGGGUACAGCCUUAUCAACUACAUGAGAGUGAUGGAGUUGAACGGACUGACCGGGAAAAUGCGAUUCGACGGCGUGACGGGUAACAGGAACUACUUCAAAGUGGACGUGGUCAAGGUGCACGAGAGCAAGAAGCACCGUUUGGGCUCCUGGGACCCGUCGGAGGGGAUGACGCUGACCCGGUCAGUAUCGGAGAUAUACUCCGAAAUCGCGCAGUCGAUCACUAACAAGACGUUCGUCGUCGUCGGAAAACUGGUUCAGCCGUAUUUGAUGAAAUGCAAUGCGACGGAAAAGGGAAUCGACGAAGACGAGGAAUGUUUCGAAGGGUUCGCGUACGAACUGGUCGCCGAGAUGGCCAAGUACAAUGGGUUCAAGUUCAAGUUCACUACCAACGAAGAUUACGGCUCUCAGAACCUUAAAACCGGAAAGUGGAAUGGUAUGAUCGGGGAGCUACAGUCAAUGCGAGCCGAUCUGGCCAUUUGCGAUCUGACCAUCACGUUCGACCGGCGGACCGCGGUGGACUUCACGACGCCGUUCAUGACGCUGGGCAUCAGCAUACUGUACGCGAAACCGGAGAAGAAGAAGCCGCAGCUGUUCUGGUUCCUGAACCCGUUGUCGUUCAGUGUGUGGAUGUACACGGCCACCGCGUACCUGGGCGUCUCGCUGUUCUUGUUCAUGUUGGCCAGGAUGACACCGUUCGAAUGGGAGAUUCCGCACCCGAUCAAGCCCGGGGACGACACGCUGGAGAACUCGAUGACGCUGCUCAAUUGCCUGUGGUUUUCCAUCGGUUCCGUCCUGUGCGCCGGAUGCGAAAUACUGCCCAAAAUCACACCCAACGAGUGGCACGACCCGCAGCCGUGGAAAGACGGUAACAACGAGCUUGAGACUAGGCUUAACGUGGCUAAUCUGAUUUGGUUCAGUUGCGGCACCAUGUUGCAACAGGGUUCCGAUAUAUCUCCUCAGGCGGUGUCCACGCGUUUAGUCGCAGGGAUGUGGUGGUUUUUCGCGCUGAUCAUGACCUCGUCGUACACCGCCAACCUGACCGCGUCCAUUACCAGCGGACGUCUGGACACGCCCAUCAAGAACGUCGACGACCUGUCCAAGGACUCGGACAUCCAGUACGGCUGUUACGAGGAAGGGUCCACGGCCGCUUUUUUUCAGAAGUCGAACCUGAGCCUGUACCAGAGAAUGUGGAGCGUGAUGGAAUCGUCCAACCCGACGGUGUUCACAAAAAGUAACCAGGAAGGCGUGGACCGAGUGCUGAAGGGCAAGGGCCGGUACGCGUUCCUGAUGGAAUCUUCCAGCAUUGAGUACCAGACAGAACGCAACUGCAACCUGAUGCAAAUCGGCAACACGUUGGACUCGAAGGGAUACGGCAUAGCGAUGCCGAUGAAUUCGCCUUACCGGACUCUGAUCAGCGAAUCGGUGUUGAGACUGCAAGAAUCCGGAUUCAUGCGAGAACUGAAAGACAAAUGGUGGAAAGGAGUUAAUAAAUGCGAGGAAGAAGAGGAAAGCGAAGAACUCGGGUUUACCAAAAUUGGUGGCGUUUUCGUGGUACUCGUUCUUGGCUGUCUAAUAGCCUUCGUGUUUUCCAUUUUGGAAUUUUUGUGGAACAUACGAAAGGUGGCCAUCGAGGAAGAGAUAACGCCGAAAGAAGCCUUGAUUUUGGAGUGGAAAUUUGCCAUGAAAUGUGACGGCGGGGUAAAGCCAUUGAGGCGGCGGCACAACACAUCGACUGAAUACGAAUCAAAUAAUUCCGACACCAGCUAAUCGCGUGCAAUCAAGUACUGCAGACGAUUUGGCUAAAGAGUUGGUAAACUAUUUUUCCGACGAAAACAAAAAUAAAGCAAUUUUUCGAUAUAA